Tigriopus californicus is the source of this 478-nucleotide messenger RNA. RefSeq lists its product as uncharacterized. Bases 1 to 393 code for a protein of 130 amino acids. The transcript is spliced from 6 exons. The record is from RefSeq and is a predicted model, not a curated record. NCBI's taxonomy places the organism in Eukaryota, Metazoa, Arthropoda, Copepoda, Harpacticoida, Harpacticidae.
AUGGCCGGUGCCAUUGGAGAUUGCACGACUGAUCAGUUCUCAGUGACAGCCCCUGGUGGUGUGGGAUCACCGGUCAUUUGCGGCUUCAAUUCAGGACAACACAUCAUUGUGGAUGCAAGUGAUCAAUGUCACAAAGCUGCGUUCACCUUAUCAGGCUCAGCGGCAAUGCGCGCAUGGGACAUCAAAGUUACACAAUAUAAAUGUUCCCAAGAAGAAGGAGGACCCGAUGGUUGUUUGCAAUAUAUCACGGGAACAUCUGGAACAGUUUCAAGUUUUAAUUUUCCAAACCGCGUCUGCUGCCGUGACCUCAACGACCACUCAUUUAUCCAAUCAAUGCUACAACAUAUGCAUCCGAAGAGAAUCUGGACGUUGUGCCAUUUGCUACGUGCCUAACUUUGCCUGACUCCAUUGCCGGCGCCAUCGAAUCGUCACAGGUUAGUGCUUAAAUGGAAUCAACCAGAUUUUGUGCUAACGGAAA